This is a messenger RNA of Ananas comosus (pineapple), 738 nucleotides long. RefSeq names its product 40S ribosomal protein S24-1. NCBI's taxonomy places the organism in Eukaryota, Viridiplantae, Streptophyta, Magnoliopsida, Poales, Bromeliaceae. Gene Ontology annotation, cellular component: ribosome. The coding region runs from base 104 to 520 and encodes 138 amino acids. Gene Ontology annotation, molecular function: structural constituent of ribosome. The record is from RefSeq and is a predicted model, not a curated record. Gene Ontology annotation, biological process: translation. The transcript has 5 exons.
AACCUCACUCGCUAGGGUUAGGGUUUUUCGCUUUCGCCGCGCACUCCCCUCUGCUAGGAAGAAGAAGAAGAAGAAGAAGAAGAAGAAGAGGAGGAGGCUAACAAUGGCGGAUACGAAGGCGGUGACGAUCCGAACUCGCAAGUUCAUGACCAAUCGCCUCCUCUCCCGGAAGCAAUUCGUCAUCGACGUGCUCCAUCCAGGGCGAGCGAACGUCUCCAAGGCGGAGUUGAAGGAGAAGCUGGCGAAGCUGUACGAAGUGAAGGACCCGAACUCAAUCUUCGUCUUCAAGUUCCGAACUCACUUCGGUGGGGGAAAGUCCACGGGAUUUGGGCUCAUCUACGAUUCCGUUGAUAGCGCUAAGAAGUAUGAGCCCAAGUACAGGCUCAUUAGGAACGGGCUUGCUACAAAGGUUGAGAAGUCAAGGAAGCAGAUGAAGGAGCGGAAGAAUAGGGCCAAGAAGAUCCGCGGAGUGAAGAAGACGAAGGCUGGAGAUGCUGCAAAGCAAGGGAAGAAGAAAUGAGAGGUUGCCGCAAUGAUAAACUUGCUCUUUUUUAUGUUUUAUUUACUUCCCAAUUUUGGCUUUUGAUAGAUGGACUUUGUAUUAUGGAUCAUUCUGAAUUUCUAGAUUCAAGUUGUAGUCAUUAACUAUCUAAGAUUUUCAUUUUUUUUUCCCCCCCUCUCUUGUACUUGGCUGUUCUUAAGUAUCCUUUUUGUUCCCUGUGUGAUCACAGCUGCUCA